Messenger RNA from Pseudo-nitzschia multistriata, 2858 nucleotides. The record is from the annotation of a GenBank genome assembly. Lineage: Eukaryota; Bacillariophyta; Bacillariophyceae; Bacillariales; Bacillariaceae.
ACCUACUCGUGCCUUCAUCCAAAAAACGAUUAAAUUGUAAGUACGCUACUCCACCAACUUAUUCGAUCCCAUAUCCAGCGUUCGUGACGCAAAAGAAACUGAUUGCUCUUCGCGUUACAAUCCUUCCGCUAAGGACCCGUUCGCAAGAUUGAACGGCGUGCUUUCCGCCAUCCCUUUACCACCGUACUUUUAGAAAUUCGGUUGGGGCCAAUCCAGUCGAGUCUGCAAGAACCAGAGUGCUAAAGAGCAGCAAACAACACCCCUGUCGACCACGUCGGUAUUGGACCAACUCGUUUGGUACGUUCUGUUUGCCAGGAUAUCUAAACCUCCUGGUGUAUCUCGUAGGAUAUGUAGCGUUUCUUUGAAUUCGUUCCCAGAGACGGCAGUGCCCGUGUGGCUGGAAUUCAAUUCAAACCGAGGUUUGAUCGAUCCAUGGCGUGCGAACGACUGUAAAGUAGGGUAAAUACUAGAGCUAUGAGAAGUACCACAAAUAAUGAUGAAUUAUCUACGCUACGCUACGCUGCGCUACACCACACCACUGCACCGGUGUUGUUGUCGUCCCGUAGUUUCUCGUGCCAUGCCCUUCACAGCGUAGUGCAACCCUAAAAGACCGUUCGAGCUCCGAUUUCGGUCCCUUGCUUCUUGCCCCGGGCUACUUGAAAAAGGAGCGGAACCCGUCUCGCUCCUGGCCGGACUUGAGGACCGUCACCGGCAGCUCCCUGGCCCGGGGCUCGAUGGCGGCGUACCGGUCGGCCGCACCCAGCGCCGCUACCUUUUCGCCGGGGUUGGCGUUCUUGCCGAUCCAGACAAACAUCUUCCAUCCCGUGUCCAGCAGGUAGACGUUGUCCUCGUCCAGGGUCGAGGACGAGCGCUUCAAAAAUCCCAUGGGCCGCUUGAGGACGGCCUUUUUGAUGAGUUCUCCGAGGCCGACGUGCUCCAGGGGGGCCGACGGGUCCUCGGGGACGACGAAUAUCUUUGGCUGGAACUCCUUGAGGCCACUCGCCAGGCUCGUCCGCGGCUUGGCACCGGUGGGGCAGGUGCCGAUGGACCGGCUGCCAACGGCCUUGUCGCUGCCGCCGUGGUAGAGGUAGUUCCAGAACUCUUCGUCGUCGUCGCAGUCGCCCUGGUCCAGGACCGUGACGGUUCCGAGCGUGCAGAGUUCCUCGCCCCGCUGGGUGCAAGCAAUCUUGUCCAUGAUUUUCAUCUGCGCGAACGGCAUUUCGUGUUUGGACGAUAGACGCGUUAGUUCGGGUUUUCCCGGGCACCAAAACAAGAUUGAAAGCAAAAACAGGCAAACGAGCAUCCUUCGGUCGAGGAACGCAUCGACAGCGCUCUCCCAAUCCACACUGCGCGCGCACACACAUACAUACACACACACACACACACAAAGGCCACGACCGCACAAGUCUCGUUUCGUUGUACCCACCUCCUUCCCGUGCCACACCCACACGGUGGCCUUGUCGGCCAACAGAAUGAACCCGCUCCUCGAAUCCAUCGACGAGACGUCCAUGGGUACCUGGACCAGCUCCCCCUCCUUGCGGUUUUCCCGGGGCCCGUACCGGAAAAAGAGCGGUUUCUCCUUUGUGGGCUCGACCUUGACAAAGCCGGACGAGAUGCCCCCCUCCAGGUACUCGAGGCGGUCAAAGCAGGACACAAAAUCGUCGGCCUCCAGGCCCUCCACCUGCCGGUGCUGGACGGCGGCCCCGCCCAGGACCUCGUCGGCCUCGACCAUUUUGUAGGCCGCGGUUCCGUACUCGUCCUGGGUCGAUUCGGAUCCGAUCCAGAUGUGCAGGUCGUGCUGCAGGUUGGGCGGGUUGCCCGUGGACCGGAGGACGAUGUAGGAAUCGCCCUUGAAGAACUGGCCGUACUGGUCCUCCGGCCAGGGCUCGACGCGGAACUUUUCGAUCCUCCAGACGGUCAGUCCGGCCUUGGUUCCGAUGCCCUUCCAGGCGUCCUCCCCCUGGGCGGCGGCCUCCUUGACCUUGUGGUCGAGGUCGGAACCGACUGUGAGACGGCGCAGCACAACGGCAGGACGCAAGGAUUCGUGUUGUGUUGUGUUUUGGCAAGGCGAGGCGAGGCGAGGCGAGGCGAGGCGAGGCGGGUCGAGCCCCAAAAAAAGAAGCGACGCGCGUCGAACGAGAGGGGAAGAGAAAACGUGGCACGGAAGAAACACCAAGCGGUUAGACGUCGGCGAGAACCCCUUGCCGUCUUUGGAAACCCCGCUCCGGCGCGGUGGCGAAGCACCGGAAGCCUUACGUGCCGUGCCAAGCCCGGUGUUGGUCGGCGGGGCCCGGCGACCGAGGCCCGCCGCGGUUUCGAAUCCACUCACUCAGGGCAAGGUUCGUGUCCUUCCAGGAAAUUUUCUCCUGCUUUUGCAUGGCCGAAUGUCUUUUUCUGUUCCGUCGGCUGUUCUGUCUUUGUGCCGUUCUUGGUGUGGGUUUGGGUCCGAGGCGGUUUCGUUUCGUAUCUACGGUAGUAAGCAGUGAUCAAUCUAUCUGCGUCUCUAUGAUAGGCCGUUGGUACAGCGCAGGAAGGCAGAACAAGACGUUGUGCUCUUCUGUUGUGCGAUCGGUUUCUCCAAAACUUGCUUGUAAAUGUCUCGUUGAAUCGUGAACAAACGAGACAGUUCCGAAUGGUGCAAUUUGCAAUUUGAGUUUCGCUUCAAGUGCUGUACGGUACGAACGGUACGGUACCUCGUACGGUCUCGUAUCGUCGAAGAGUAAGUAACUCGUAUCGACCGCAUGGGGCACGACACUCCAAAACAACCAAAUCAACGAGAUAUCUUUCGAAAACGCUGAAUGGAACAGAGAACAAAGAACGAGAAAGAUCUUGCGAAAAAACAAAAAACUCCACAUCCC